AUGAUGGCUCCGGCAUUUGUGGAACCGUGUGUGCAGACAGGAACUGUUCCAUCAGACUGUCAUCCCAGCGAGCCAGAGCCUGGUUCCUCAGAUGCAGGAUCUUCUCAUGAGGAGCAGGAUUCUGCAUCACAGAUGGGUCUACUUCCGGAAACCAGCGUUGUCAUUAAAACUGAGGUGUGUACGGAGUCAGGUGUGGUGGAGCCAUGUGUUGAGACUGUAACUGUUCCGCCUGAAUGGCUUCCCAGCGGGCCAGAAGUGGGUUCAGUCUUCUACAUUCAGCCCAGUGACGACGCAGACCCUCCUGUGGCGGUCUACUACAUACCCUCGCUAGGUCCCUCAGAGGCAGCAACAGCGCACCAGCACCAGGCCCAGGAUAUUACAUCAUCAUCACAGGAUAUUACAUCAUCACCAUCAUCAUCAUCACAGGAUGUUGCAUCAGAGAAUCCUAUCCUGAGCCAUGAGCCAGAGACAAACAUUGUCAUUAAAACUGAGAGCAGCGAGAUCCCAGUAAGCGUCUUCCUGUCUUGUGCACCGGAGGGCUGCCCAGCUGUUGUCCCAAUGGGAGACAAUCUAGCAGCUGACGUCACAAUGGGGGACGUUGCUCCUGCAGAUGAUGUUCCAAAUGAGAAUCCUAGUGGUGAUGCUGCUGAGCCGGCGUCACCGGAGGAGGUGGGACGCGCCGUUCUCUCGGUCACGCUACAAGACUGCCAAGGGAUAGUCGGAGACGACGCACGGCGUCAGGGUGAUGACAGCCACUGUGGCAACCACCCAGAAAAUGACGGCGUCUACUACUACACGGACCCUUCAGAGAUCCUCACUGUGCUGGAAGAGGGCCUCAUCCCGCCGGUCGAGGAACCGUGGAGCCCACGGAGAGGACGACCCAAGGGAAACACCACGUCCGGCAAACGCCACAAGUGUUCAGAGUGCGGAAAGAUGUUCUCAUUCCCAAGCCAGCUUUCAUAUCACCAAAGGGCACACGCCAGAAAAAAGAGUCCCAUCACCACCAUCACUGUGCUGGAAGAGGGCCUCAUCGCGCCGGUCGAGGAACCGAGGAGCCGACGGAGAGGACGACCCAAGGGAAAAACCACGUCCGGCAAACACCACAAGUGUUCAGAGUGCGGAAAGAUGUUCUCAUUCCCAAGCCAGCUUUCUCAUCACCAAAGGGCACACGCCAGAAAAAAAAGUCGCGGUUUUGAAUGUGAUGUGUGUGGGAAGAUUCUUGCCACCCGAGAGAGUCAAAGUGUUCACAAACGACUGCACACAGACGAAAGGCCCUAUGCCUGCCAACAUUGCAACAAAGCAUUCAGACAAGUAGGGGGUCUCAUCCAGCACCAGAAAUCUUGUCACUCGGAGCCCAAUGGAACACCCGCUACUACUACUACUACUACUACUACUACUACUACUACUACUACGAAGGCAUAUAGCUAUCCUCCAUCUCCUUGUAAAUGUGACAUAUGCGGGAAAAUCAUUUCAAGCCGGGGCAACCUAGCCAUUCACAAAAGGAUUCACACGGGCGAAAGGCCUUAUGCCUGCAAUCAUUGCGACAAAACCUUCAAACAAUUGAGCGGCCUCAAACAACACCAGAGACUCCACAGAGAGCAGCCGCAGCAGCAAGAUGGCGGUGGGAGGAUGCUUACCGGGAAAGGAGAACGGGGCCCUUUCGAAUGCGACGUGUGCGGGAAAGUCAUUUCGACCCGGGGGAAUCUAGCCACUCACAAAAGGCUUCACACGGGCGAAAAGCCCUAUGCCUGCGAACAUUGUGACAACAGUUUCACACAGUACAUCCAGCUGGCAACACACCUGAACAAAACUCACUUGCAGAAUAGUCAAUGAAGGCCUACGAGACAUUCUUACACAUAGCAGACACUUUUAUCCAAAGCGCGCUACAUUUAGUUUACAGGGUGUAUGUUUCAGUCCCUGGAGCAAUAUGGGGUUUGGGAUCUUUCUCAAGGGCAGUUCAAGCAUUAUACUGUAUGGAGGUGUAGGGAGGAGAGGUAAGGGUGGGAUUCGAACCUGCAACCCUCUGCUCCUUAAUUAGGCCACCAUGGCUGACCCUUCCUGGAACGAGACCAAGCAGAGAUGGCUACUUGACCCCCCCCCUGACCAAUACUAGAGGGGCAUGUGAAAAGUGAAAAAAAAGUUGAAAGCCCAAUAUUGGGGAAACUCCAACUCCCAUUGUAAUUGUGACACAGCACUCCACAGCACACAAGUGAAUACUGCACACAACAAAAUUGCAUUUAUGCAUCACCCGUGCAAGGGGGCAGCUCUCAAUGGCGCCCCGAGGGAGCAGUGCGGUGGGAUGGUACCAUGCUCAGGACACCUAAGUCAUGAAGGAGAAUGGGUAAUGUGAUGGCUAGAGCUGUGUGUGAGGAUUCUUUCUAACAUCCUGAGUGCGUUUUAAUAUGCGACCUUGCCUCCUCCACUUGCUUCUCGUCAUGAUGACAUCACUGACAACAGCAUUAUAUUUCAGUAUCUUGCAAAAACUCAAUUGUAAAGUCUUUUUCUCAUUUGCAAUUGGGAUGGUGAAUGAAAAACAUUCCCUCAAAGGUUGUUGUGGCGAGGCUGACAGCUGGGAAACUGUAUCGUUUUCUCCACGGAGGAGGGGCCAGGAGGCGGGACGAGGAGACAAGCACAAGUGGAGGAGGCAAGGUCACAUAUUGGGAUGCACCCCCUAACUCCCGUCCUCACUACCUGUGACCUCGUGAUGACGUCACUGACAACAGAAGUGUAUUUCAAUAUCUCACAGAAGCGCCAUUCUAAUGUCAUGUUCUGAUUUGCGAUCGGGAUGUGGUGUCCAUGUCCAUGAAGCAGGGUGGAGUGAUGCUGAGAGUGUGGGUGUGUGAGUGAGGGAAAUGUGAGCCUGCUGAAAAGUGGUCAUCAGAGUCAUUUUCAGAGUCGUUGUUAAGUGUGGGCGGGCUGGGGGGAGGGCUGAUUGGGCAUUAGAGGUGUCAAGAUAAUUGCCUCCCCCGAUGCCAAAGUUGCCAAACUGGUGGUAUAUACAGUAUAAAGUUCAGGGCCCUGUUUCUUAAACCCGUUGUUGCUAACUAGUUAGCAACUUAGUAGGUUGGAAAUGGGAAAUUGCAUUGCAACCAAAUAAGUUGCUAACGUAGGUAGCAACGACACUGUUGAGAAACGCACUCCUGAUGCUGUUACGUGCUUGGCACCCCCUGAAGAUGGACACACACCCCCACCCACACCAGACUGCCUCCUGGGGUCAUGUAACUAAAAGAGACUGCUGGUGAAUAUGCUCUUGUCAUGUACUAAUAAUAUCUAUGAGGGAAAAAAAUCCAUUCAGGUGUGUAGAAGUGUCAUUGUAUUCAAAAGAGGGCACACAGACACACAAAAAAUCUUACACAAAGCAAGUAGGCCUACUGUUACAAACAGUUCAUGGAAUGGUUAUGUUGUAUGAAGGCGUACAUUCACAUUUUUAAUGCAAUUAGGUCCUUUGCCUUAUAUGUUUUUACAGUUCCGUUGUCAUUUGUCGUGCAGAGCACAUUUAAGUAUUAUUUGAUAGAUCUGUGAUGACAGCCAGGGCUGUAGUCAAGUCCACCUUUGUAGAGUCCAAGACAAGUCCAAGACCAAAAUAGUCAAGUCCGACACAAGUCUGAGUCCAAAGAGAUUCGAGUCCGAGACAAGACAGAGUCCAAAAAGAUUCGAGUCCAAGUCAAGUCCGAGUCACAUGUCGGUCAGUGUUACACAAUGAAAAGCAUGAAUAUCAAUAAAGCGGAUGUUUGAAGGUAA
This is a messenger RNA of Engraulis encrasicolus (European anchovy), 3741 nucleotides long. RefSeq names its product zinc finger protein 665-like. Gene Ontology annotation, cellular component: chromatin; PcG protein complex; transcription regulator complex. Lineage: Eukaryota; Metazoa; Chordata; Actinopteri; Clupeiformes; Engraulidae. The transcript is spliced from 5 exons. The coding region runs from base 1 to 1833 and encodes 610 amino acids. The record is from RefSeq and is a predicted model, not a curated record. Gene Ontology annotation, molecular function: DNA-binding transcription factor activity, RNA polymerase II-specific; RNA polymerase II cis-regulatory region sequence-specific DNA binding. Gene Ontology annotation, biological process: regulation of transcription by RNA polymerase II.